Auxenochlorella protothecoides is the source of this 1218-nucleotide messenger RNA. RefSeq names its product Galactokinase. Gene Ontology annotation, molecular function: galactokinase activity; ATP binding. Bases 1 to 1218 code for a protein of 405 amino acids. The record is from RefSeq and is a predicted model, not a curated record. Gene Ontology annotation, biological process: galactose metabolic process. The transcript has 4 exons. Gene Ontology annotation, cellular component: cytosol. Lineage: Eukaryota; Viridiplantae; Chlorophyta; Trebouxiophyceae; Chlorellales; Chlorellaceae.
AUGGAGGCAGACGCUUGCAAUGUUCCGCAAGCCAUUGCGAUCUUCGUCCCUGGGCGACUUUGCCUCUUUGGGGAGCACUCUGACUGGGCAGGAUCCAUGCGCGCGUCCAAUCCCGACAUCGUGCCAGGCAGGACCAUCGUGGUGACAACCGAGCAGGGGCUGUACGCCCGUGCGCGCCGCCGCGACGAUGCCCUCCUCCACCUCACCUCCACCACCAAUGACGGGCGGCGCCUGAGUCAGACGUUCGACCUGCAAGACCCGGACGGCCUCAUCGAGACCGCCAGGGCCGGCGGCUUCUGGUCCUACGCAGCAGGCAUGGCCUACAAGCUGGCCCUGGAGUACAGAAUCGCCGGCCUGGAGAUCGACAACCACGCCACAACCCUGCCGCUGAAGCGCGGCCUGUCCUCCAGCGCGGCGCUCUGCGUGCUGCUGGCCCGCGCCGCCAACCGCGUUCUCGACCUGGGUCUGACGACGCGCGACGAGAUGCGGGUGGCGUACGAGGGCGAGCGCCUGACGCCCAGCCGCUGUGGGCGCAUGGACCAGGCGGUUGCGCUGGGCAGGGCCCCAGCCCUCAUGACCUUUGAUGGGGAUGCGAUGCAGGUGGAGAGCGUGGCCCUGAGGGAGCCCCUCCACCUCGUCCUCGCCGACCUGAGGGCGGGGAAGGACACCGUCCAGAUCCUGUCCUGCCUGCAGCAAGCGUACCCCGUCCCCAGCACUUCAGCACACCAUGCCCUGGUGCGCUGCUUGGGGCCCCUGAACGAGAGCCUCACCGUCUCGGCCGCGGCGAGCAUGGCCCGCGGCGACGUCGCCGGCCUGGGCCGGCUGAUGACUGCCGCCCAGGCCGAGUUCGACACCGCGGCGGGGCCGCUGUGUCCCUCGCAGCUGGGCGAGGCCGGGUCCCCCGUCCUGCACCGGGUGCUGCGCCUCCCUGCCAUCCAGCCGCACCUGCUGGGGGGGAAGGGGGUGGGGUCCCAGGGCGACGGCACCGCCCAGCUGCUGUGCAGGGACGCGGACGCCCAGCGCGCCGUCGUGGCCGUGCUGACCCAGGAGCUGGGGCUGGAGUGCAUCGCUUUCACCGUGCCCGCCACCGCGGCGGGGGAGGCGGGCGAGGGGCGCCGGGAGUCCUCGCAUCGGGAGACGGGCGGGGGAGGCGAGCGAGGGGCGCCGGGAGUCCUCGCAUCGGGAGGCGGGCGGGCGGCGGCGGCUCGCGAGCCGUGA